GUCCUACAUAAAGAGUGCGGGACAGGGAGCCGGGCGGCACACACAGGGCAACACACCUUUCUGCACACACACGACAAAGGCACAGCAGCAGGAAGAGUCAGGAGAAGAUUGGCAUAGAGUAAGGAAGAGAGGGGGUAAGGACAAAGGAACUGGCAGGGAUUAACUAAGAAGAUAUGGUACGCUCAUGUGAACAAGGGAUCCCUGCCUGGGUCUAUGUGGGCACCCUGCUCCUCUUAAUCCACUCUGUCACAGUUAGAGGAGCUGCCCUGAAACAGGAGGUAGUGUUGGACAAUUGGGCCACAGUGCUGAAUCACUCCAUGAGUUUGGUGCAGCGUAUGGAGACCCUGCUGGCCCUGGGGAACGGCAGUGAUGUCACUCUCCGGGUGCAGACCUUCAACACAGACGAGGUGAAGGUGAUCCAGGCCCACAGUCUGGUUCUGGCGCUGCAGAGUGACGUGUUUGAGGAACUACUUCUCACUCGCAACAACAGUGCUGUGGUUUUGAGGGAGACACCCGACUGUGCGGCUGUCUUUGACAAGUUUGUCAGAUAUCUGUACUGCGGUGACAUCUCAGUGCGGCUAGAUCAAGCCAUUUCUCUACAUAAGCUGGCCAGCAAGUAUCAUGUGUGGGCCUUGCAACAGGGUCUGACCCAAUUUAUGACCCAACAUCUGUCUAGUGAUUCACCCACAGGCCAUGUCAUUGGCUGGUACAACUAUGCAUUACAAAUUGGGGACAUGGUCCUGCGGGACAGCUGCCUGCAGUACCUGUCCUGGAACCUGUCUUCUGUGCUGCAGAGCGGAGAAUGGGGCUCGAUCAGUGAAGACCUACUCCUCUCCUUGGUCCAACGCUCUGACCUCAUUCUUCAGAGUGAGCUGGAGCUCUACGAGGCCCUGGAGGCCUGGAUUAGGCAGAACCAGCCAGUCAGUUCGACAGUGGAAAGUGCCCUAAGGGCUGUUCGAUACGGCAUGAUUCCCCCUCAGCACCUCUUUCGUCUUCAGAAGCAAUCCCCCCUCAUGCAGAAGCAUUACGAGUCUAUCCGUGAUCUACUCUACCUAGCGUUCCAAUUUCACUCUGCCUCACCUAUCCAACUGGCCAAGUACUUUGAUGUCAACUGCAGUAUUUUCACUCCCCGUAACUACCUGUCCACUUCCUGGGGUUCCCCUUGGGUCAUCAAUAACCCCACCCGCGAUGACCGCAGUUUUAGUUUCCAGACUCAGCUCGGGCCCAGCGGCCAUGACUCCAGUAAGAGAGUGACCUGGAAUGCCCUUUUCUCCCCACGUUGGUUCCCACUCAGUGCCAGGUCAACCUAUACUGAGCUGGGUGCCAUGCAGCCUACACGCACAGAUGGAGGUCGACCUCGCAUUAUUGUAACACCAGCCACUUCUAGCCCAGACUUCGCUGGUGUGAGUUUUCAGAAGACAGUGAUCGUGAUGGCAAAACAGCAAGGGAAAGUGGUGGUUCGCCACGUCUUCAACUUCCACCAAAGCACAGAGGAGGCCGGGGAUUUCCUGGUGGAUGCUGACCUGCAGCGCCGUGCAUCAGAGUACCUGAUUGACAGCUCCCUCUAUCUGCACAUUGUAAUAAAACCUCUCUACCAUUCCCUCCUUGUUGCCAGGAAGUAAAUGCAGUAACUAUUAGUUAUCCACCCACACAAUCACAUGCACAAAUUCCAAAAUAAACGCAUAUCACAGCACAUGCUUAUGCGUCAUGUCUGUGACAUCUCCAUUGUUGGUUAGUUUCUGUAUUUUGUUGUCUUCCAACUAUUCAGCAAGGAGGUGUUUGUACAAUAAAGGACUCACAAUAAAAAAAGACAACAAACACUUCACUUUGCUAUAUUUUUUCAGGUAUUCUAUAGGGUAGGUAUUAUAGUGCAUCAGUUUGUUCCUUAAACAUAUUAAAUCUCUGCUAUGGUUAAUGUUGUUUGCAUAGAUGCUAUAGAAAGUUUGCUUUAAAAUUUAAUGUUAUUAUUAUUUUAAUUUUUAUGCAUUUCACUAUUCAGCAGUCAAAUGUAUAUUUUUAGUUGAUGGCACUUAUAUCCUGUGGCAUACAUUCAUAUAGGCAUACUUGUUUGUUGUAUACCAACAUACCAAAAUGUGUAACUUAAUGUGCAAUCCCACUACCAGUGUUCCUUUGUAGACUGUAGUUGACACAAAAUAGAGAAUCAUUUGGUUAACAGUUUUUUCUUAAUUAUUGUUACACAUGCAUUUUAUCUGGCUUUUAAAUAAACUAUACCAGUAUGUGAUUUUCAUCCUGAAACAAAAAAAUAUUAAUAAAAGACAAUAAUAUAAAA
This is a messenger RNA of Etheostoma cragini (Arkansas darter), 2290 nucleotides long. RefSeq names its product BTB (POZ) domain containing 17b (gene btbd17b). Lineage: Eukaryota; Metazoa; Chordata; Actinopteri; Perciformes; Percidae. The transcript has 3 exons. Gene Ontology annotation, molecular function: protein binding. The record is from RefSeq and is a predicted model, not a curated record. The coding region runs from base 174 to 1622 and encodes 482 amino acids.